Peromyscus leucopus (white-footed mouse) is the source of this 1149-nucleotide messenger RNA. It is a transcript of the gene Rnaset2, whose product is annotated as ribonuclease T2. Gene Ontology annotation, molecular function: RNA binding; ribonuclease T2 activity. The transcript has 9 exons. Lineage: Eukaryota; Metazoa; Chordata; Mammalia; Rodentia; Cricetidae. Gene Ontology annotation, cellular component: extracellular region. The coding region runs from base 40 to 822 and encodes 260 amino acids. Gene Ontology annotation, biological process: RNA catabolic process. The record is from RefSeq and is a predicted model, not a curated record.
CGGAGGCUGCUGGGAGGCUGCGGAGCCCUGGGCGGCGCGAUGGCACCGGCGGCGGCGGCUCGCGGCGCGCUCCCGGGCCGGCUCCCCGUGCUGGCUUGGGGCCUGGCGCUGUGGUGCCUGUGCGGGGCGGGCCCGCUGUGGAGAGGCAGCCACGAGUGGAAAAAACUAAUUCUGACCCAGCACUGGCCCCCAACAGUCUGCAAGGAAGUUAACAGCUGCCGAGACACUCUGGAUUAUUGGACAAUACACGGACUAUGGCCUGACAAAGCAGAAGAUUGCAACCAAUCCUGGCACUUUAACUUAAAUGAGAUUCAGGACCUUUUGCUAGACAUGAAGAUCUACUGGCCUGAUGUGAUUCACCCGUCUUCUAAUCGCAGCCGAUUCUGGAAACAUGAAUGGGAUAAGCACGGCACUUGUGCUGCGCAGCUGGAUGCCCUCAAUUCCGAGAAGAAGUACUUUGGGAAGAGCCUGGAUCUGUACAAGCAGCUUGACCUCAACAGCAUACUGCUAAAGCUUGGGAUCAAGCCGUCUAUCAAUUACUACCAGCUUGCAGAUUUCAAAGAUGCACUUACCAGAAUCUAUGGCGUGGUGCCUAAAAUCCAGUGCCUUCUGCCAGAACAGGGAGAGAAGGUGCAGACCGUUGGUCAGAUAGAGUUAUGCUUCACCAAGGAGGACUUCCGUUUGCGGAACUGUACUGAGCCAGGUGAGCAGCUCUCCCCCAACCAGGACGCCUGGCCGGCCAUGGGCGCUUCCACACACGGCAUGAUGGUCUGUGAAGAUGGUCCAAUCUUCUAUCCUCCACCUGCAAAGACCCAACACUGAAGUUCACGUUUAGGAAAUGUUGUAUGUUCCACAAAGGAAGAACAAGUCACCAAUUAUUGCUUUCUAAAAAUCCACCCAAAAGUUUCUUAAAAUGCGUUUGGCUUUUUUCUUGUGUGUUAAUGAGUUGAUUUUGGUGCAGUCUAAUUAGUAGGUGCUCCUGUGCUCUUCCAGCCAGCUGCCAGCAGCUGGUGUCAGGCCUAAUUUCCUGUCCCGAAGUAGCUACAUUCACACGGGUAAUUCACAAGAACUUGGAAGUCUUGACACAACAAUUUUUAUUUUGGUCAAGCUUAAAUUAUUCUGUUUCUUUUUUUAAAAUUUAAAAAGGUU